This is a messenger RNA of Platichthys flesus (European flounder), 2425 nucleotides long. RefSeq names its product carboxypeptidase Q-like. Bases 188 to 1717 code for a protein of 509 amino acids. Gene Ontology annotation, biological process: peptide catabolic process; proteolysis. The transcript has 12 exons. Lineage: Eukaryota; Metazoa; Chordata; Actinopteri; Pleuronectiformes; Pleuronectidae. Gene Ontology annotation, molecular function: metallodipeptidase activity. The record is from RefSeq and is a predicted model, not a curated record.
AAGUUUACUGUCGCUGUGCAAACAGACGUCACGUGGAAGGAAGAGUUUAAAUUCCCGAUUUUGAAGUCCUGCAGCUUAUUUCACUCUUAAAUCUUGUAAAGUGAUUUUUAACAAAGACACGGGCGUUGGCCUCAAAGGGCUUCUCUCGCUCAAUCACACUCACUCACUGGUUUGUCUCAGUCGACAGAUGACGAUGAUGACUCGGGAGGGGAAACAGUUCUUCCUCCACUGCCUCCUCUUCGUCGUGCUGUCCUAUCUGUGUGACUGUCACCCUCACUCUGCUCUGCACAAUGGUUCCAGAGCUGCAUCCAAUCACACUGAAAGACACGAUUACGUUGAUCUUGAAAAAUACAGACCUAGUAUUUUCCUCGACCGUAUCUUCCUGCAUCAUCUUAGACACGCUGCACGUGUAGCUGCGGAGGUAGCAAGUUACACUGAUGUGGCACAGAAGAUCAUUGACCUGGCUGUGUACGGUGCUGCCCGGAACCGCUCUUAUGGACGCCUGGCCGACUUCACUGACACUAUAGGGAACCGUAUCAGUGGCUCACACAAUCUAGAGAUGGCUAUCAAAUACAUGUCCAAUGCUAUGACGCAGGACGGGUUGGACGUCCACCUGGAGCCUGUGAAAAUCCCACACUGGGUGAGAGGGGAGGAGAGUGCAGAGAUGACUUUGCCAAGGGCCAAGAGUUUGGCUAUACUGGGCCUGGGCAGCAGUGUUGGGACACCACCUGAAGGUAUCGAGGCAGAGGUGUUAGUGGUUGAGAGUUUCGACGAGUUGAAGCAUAGAGCCAGCGAGGCCGUCGGCAAGAUCGUGGUCUUCAACCAGCCGUUUGUCAGCUACGGGGAGACGGUGAAGUACCGAUUUUCCGGUGCCUCGGAGGCAGCUAAAGUGGGAGCUGUGGCCUGUCUAAUUCGAUCUAUCACCCCAUUCUCCAUUAACAGUCCUCACACAGGCUGGCAGGACUACGAGGACAGAGUGAAGCACAUCCCUGCAGCCUGUAUCACCGUGGAAGACGCUGAGCUCAUGUGGCGUUUCGCACAGAGGGGGCAGAAGAUCGUGGUUAGACUCAAGAUGGGAGCCAAGACUCUGCCAGAUGCCGACUCCUUCAACACUGUGGCUGAAAUAAAAGGCUGGCAGCACCCCGAGCAGGUUGUUUUAAUGAGUGGUCACUUGGACAGUUGGGACGUGGGCCAGGGUGCUAUGGAUGACGGAGGUGGAGCCAUGAUUUCCUGGGAGGCCUUGUCACUCAUCAAGGACUUAGGUCUGCGUCCGAGGAGAACUCUGCGUACCGUGCUGUGGUCGGCUGAAGAGCCGGGUGGAGUUGGAGCUCAGCAGUACUUUGAGCUACACAAGGCCAACCUGUCCAACUUUGACCUCGUCAUGGAGUCCGACUUGGGGACAUUCAAACCGCUGGCUCUGAAGUUUACUGGCAGUGACGCAGCACGAAAGGUGAUGGAAGAAGUGGUCAAACUGUUGGCUCCCAUUAAUACGACCAAACUGGAGACAGAGGGAGAAGGGACAGACAUUUCCCCAUGGAUAAAGGCGGGAGUACCAGGUGCUAGUCUCCAUGUUGAGGACAGCCGGUACUUCUGGUUCCACCACAGCGAGGGGGAUACCAUGACCGUCCAGGACCCUAAAGAAAUGAGCCUCUGCUCGGCAUUGUGGGCCACUGUUGCCUAUGUAGUGGCAGACCUGGAGGAUAUGCUGCCCAAGUAGCCAGUUAGCACACAGUGGACAGGCUGAUCACUCUGAUGGCAAACCACAUUCAGAGUGAAGCUGCUGGGGUGUUGUGAAAGCCCUAUGAGACGAAUUGUAAUUUGUGAAUAUGGGCUAUACAAAUACAAUUUGAUUGAUUGAAUGUGACAACAGUGUUGUGAAUGUGAUACAGCUGAUCCACUUUGAUGUGCAGGCAUAUAUUACUACAAAAUGAAAAUUGAUACAUUCGUAAUAAUCCCAAAAAUGUUUUGGGAAAACGUUUUUUUUGCAGCUCAGCGUGGUAUCAUGGUCUGCGUCCAAAACAAGAUACAAGAUAGAGCAUCUGGAAGUUUUAAUUAUAAAAGAAUAAUGAAGAACAUCAAUUAGAUCUUACUAAUACAUCAUUUUAGUGAUUCUCAGCAAAACAUUUGUUGAGAAUAAGUGGAAAUGAAGGAAAUCUGCCUUCAUGACUUUCUCUGCAUUGUAUUUGUUGUGGUGCCUUAAUACCAAGUGCGUCAAACAGGAGGACAAAUAAAAUAAUUUCUAUGCCUUUUAAAGUCUAGAAAUCAGAACUGUGAAACUUUAUCCUGAAAAAAUGAGACAAAUCCCCCUUCAAUGUGACUUCAUUUUCACCUCAUGUCCUUUUUAACGUAAUAUCCGGUGACAUUUUAAACCAAGUAAUCAUUGCAGUUUUUGGGUAUCGGGAAUAAAGUGUGAAUCAUUGUGUGA